This is a messenger RNA of Penaeus vannamei (Pacific white shrimp), 1338 nucleotides long. Its product is annotated as probable G-protein coupled receptor No18. NCBI's taxonomy places the organism in Eukaryota, Metazoa, Arthropoda, Malacostraca, Decapoda, Penaeidae. Gene Ontology annotation, biological process: adenylate cyclase-activating adrenergic receptor signaling pathway. Gene Ontology annotation, cellular component: plasma membrane. Gene Ontology annotation, molecular function: octopamine receptor activity. The record is from RefSeq and is a predicted model, not a curated record.
AUGUCGAGGAUGAACAGCAAACACGCGCUUCCUUCCUUCGUGGAGUCCGACCUCAACGUCUCCGGCCUCGAGGAGGAACCCGCUCUUUCGGAGUAUGACUUCGAGCUGGCGAUGCCCGUGUGGGAGAUCGUGGUGACCGUCGUCUCUCUAGGCGUCAUCAUCAUCUUCACCAUCAUCGGCAACGUGCUGGUGAUCCUGUCCGUGUUCACGUACCGGCCGCUGCGCAUCGUGCAGAACUUCUUCAUCGUGUCGCUGGCCGUGGCCGACCUGACGGUGGCCGUGUUCGUGCUGCCCUUCAACGUGGCCUACAGCAUCAUCGGCAAGUGGGUGUUCGGCAUCCACCUGUGCCAGAUGUGGCUCACGUGCGACAUCAUGUGCUGCACGGCCUCCAUCCUCAACCUGUGCGCCAUCGCGCUCGACCGCUACUGGGCCAUCACGGACCCCAUCAACUACGCGCAGAAGCGCACCGUCAAGCGUGUCAUGAUCAUGAUCGGCCUCGUGUGGGCCAUCAGCGUGGUCAUCUGCCUGCCGCCGCUGUUCGGCUGGAACGACUGGCCCGACGUGUUCACCUCCGACACGCCCUGCAUCCUCACGCAGGAGCGCGGCUUCGUCAUCUACUCCUCCUCGGGCUCCUUCUACUGCCCGCUGCUCAUCAUGACCAUGGUCUACAUCAAGAUCUUCACGGCCACGCGGAGGCGCCUGCGCGAGCGGGCCAGGGCCUCCAAGCUCGACCAGAUUCAGAACGCCGGGAAGCCCAAGGAUCAGAAGGACGAGGACUCGGGCGCCAGCGACAACGGCCAGAACGACGUCCAGAACGGCUACAACGAAACCUACAAGAAGAAGAAGCAAAGGAAGCGGAAGAAGAAGUCGGUGAACACGACCCCGACCUCCCCCGCCCCCAAGGCCUUGAACUCGCCGCUCGUGGCGGAGACCUCGCUGACCCACAAGAGCCCGAACACGAAGACCGAGGUCUCUCCCGUCGAGGAGAGGAAGAACGCGGAGGUCGUCGUCAGGGUCAACCCGAAGGACGGCAGCCAGAUCCACCAGUUCAUCGAGCAGAAGCAGAAGAUUUCUCUGUCCAAGGAGCGUCGAGCCGCCCGGACGCUGGGCAUCAUCAUGGGCUCCUUCGUGGUGUGCUGGCUGCCCUUCUUCCUCAUGUACGUGAUCCUGCCCUUCUGCUCCACGUGCCCGGUGCCCAACGACAAGGUCAUCAACUUCAUCGUGUGGCUCGGCUACAUCAACUCCUCCCUCAACCCGGUCAUCUACACCAUCUUCAACCUGGACUUCAGGAGGGCCUUCGCCAAGAUCCUGAAGUGUCCCAGCAGCACCUCUGUGUAA